Molecule: messenger RNA, 223 nt
Organism: Rotaria sordida
Lineage: Eukaryota; Metazoa; Rotifera; Eurotatoria; Philodinida; Philodinidae
Source: the annotation of a GenBank genome assembly
AUGCUACUAGUUCACAAAAAAAAAUCGAAAACUGGUGCAAAAGUAAUUCAUGAUAAUGAUGAUGAUGAUGAUAUUUAUCCAACUGUUAAAGUAACACAUGGUGGUGAAUCACCAGAAAAAGCCACAGAAACUGAAAAUAAAGAUAAUGAUAAUGAUAUGCGUGUUGAAAAAAAUAAAAAAUAUGGUCUAUAUCGAGUAUUUAAUAUUGACUUAAAUGAAAAAC